UGUUUGCGCGUGAGAGAAGAGAGCGAGCUGCAGUGGAAACUGGAAUCUAUCGCCACUUCAUUAUUACUCUAAAAUGCUUUAGCGCCGUGUCUUCUCUCGCUGUCAUUCAUCCGCGCUGUCAGUCACAGAUCAAUCAGCCACGCGGGAUCCGCCGAGUUCAGGUCUAAAAGGUAAGAGGCUCACCUGAAGGCCCAAGAUGCCAGAACAGAGCAACGACUACCGCGUGGUGGUGUUUGGAGCAGGAGGCGUGGGGAAGAGCUCGCUGGUGCUGCGCUUCGUGAAAGGCACAUUCCGGGACACCUACAUCCCAACGGUGGAAGACACGUACCGGCAGGUGAUCAGCUGCGACAAGAGCGUCUGCACUCUACAAAUCACAGACACCACCGGCAGCCAUCAGUUUCCCGCCAUGCAGCGGUUGUCCAUCUCCAAAGGCCACGCCUUCAUCCUGGUCUACUCCAUCACCAGCAAGCAGUCCCUCGAAGAAUUAAAGCCCAUAUACCAGCAGAUCCUCGCUAUCAAGGGCAACAUGGAGAACAUCCCCAUCAUGCUCGUGGGCAACAAGAGCGACGAGACUCAACGGGAGGUGAAGACGGAUGAUGGAGAUGCCCAAGCCAAGACCUGGAAGUGUGCUUUCAUGGAGACCUCGGCUAAAACCAACCACAACGUCACCGAGCUGUUCCAGGAGCUGCUCAACCUAGAGAAGAAGAGGAACAUGAGUUUAAACAUCGACGGCAAGCAUUCCGGGAAGCAAAGCAGGGCCGACAAGCUGAAGGGUAAAUGCAGCGUCAUGUAGACGGAAGACGGAGGCGCUGGGAGAUACGGCCGAGAUGGAGAGAUACUAUGACAAAGGAACUGGAGAUAGCAUUUAACUCAUCGUGCUUAUUUCCAGCGACAAGCAGUUGGCUCCGACACCCUUGAUUUCAUCCCGCACCAUCAGUCUUGGCCUUAACAAGCACUGCUCCAUUCAUACGGCCUUGUCUGUUUCUAUUACAGUGCAUCUCAUUCACUGUUUAUAUUCUACAUCAAGAGAGCGCUACAUCUGGUUUCAGACAAACGCAAUAGCCUUUAAGGAAAAAGUUAAUUAUGCUUAUUUUUCUUUGUUUUUCUUUUAUUAAAUCCCUACAAAACCACACGGUUAAAGUAGAGUUUGGCUUUAACAUGGCGGUGAGGUCAAGAGUCAGUUAUGAUUUUGCAUAUGUAGCAACUAAAGUUAAAGUCUAUAUUUAUUCAUGAAAAGAAUUUAAAGUACUCUGUUAAAAUACUUUAUUUUUUAAAUAUUGCUGAUAUACAACAGGUUAUCGGAUAGAUGUCAGUGUGAUUUAUAUAACAAUAUGGUUAGAAAAAGGAUGCUUUAAUGUAAAAACGAAUCAAAAUAAAUCACCCUUUAAUAAUGUUAUGACCCACCUCGCUGUGUUGUUCUAAUAACAUUAACUAUAUUUUGAAAUGUCAACUUAUUUCUGAAAGGGAUAACUCACCCCAAAAUGAAAUUUCUUUCAAAGUUUAUUCACCCUCAUGUCAUUUCAAACCUGUGCGACUGACUUUCUUCUGCACAACACAAAAGAAGAUAUUUUGAAGAACGUUGGUAACCAAAUAACGGCAGUACCCAUUCACUCUUGUAUGAACACAAAGCCAAUGCAACUGACGCCUUUGUUUGGUUACUGACGUUCUUCAAAAUAUCUUCUUUUGUGUUGUGCAGAAAAAAGAAAGUCACACAUGUUUGACAUGACAACAGGGUGUGUAAAAGAUGACAGAAUUUUUGGUGGAACUGUCCCUUUAAAUAACAACAGACAAUAUUUAAGACAAUCAUUGGUUGAACAUCGUCAAUAGGGUGUUCGUUGAUCUGCGUUGCUUUGCAAAAUGUAAAAAUGAAUAUAGAUCAUUGAAAUUUCAUGCGCACGUGCUUAUGUAAAUCAACAAGCACUCAGCCGUCAUCAUCUCCAGCAUUCAGCCUCUCUGUGUUCUGACACUUCCAGCCUCUUUGAAGUGGCCAUUUUCGUUUUCUCCAGAUGAACUGCUCAUUUUUCCACGAGUGUGAUUAAGACGGUAGGAAAUCUGGCACUCGCAGGAAGGAAUUUGCAUGAGGUGUCUGUUGGCAGAGGGUGCCCGCUGGCACAGUGGGCAUUGUUCAAGCCCUGUAUGUCCUGCCCGUGGACUACUGUUUCCCCCACAGUCCAAAGACACACCGGUCUGGUGAAUUAGAGUGAGUGUUAAUAUGUUUGUGUGGAUUAAAAGAGUGUCAUGAUAAAAACUGUUUACUUGCUAGAACAUCACAACUCUUUUCCAAAUUAAAUAUUUUCAUUCGAACAUCUUAAAAAUCACCUCAAAGUAUCAUUCAUGAUCAACCUUGAGACAUUUGCAUUUUUCCAUCAAACUCUUCUAUUUACUUUAACCUCCAGAUGUUGUGUACUAAAUGAACCUAUACCUGCGAGAAAUCAUAACACCAACCCGAUUCCGUUUCAGUAAACUCUGCCUUUGAAAUAAGAAACCAUUGGAAUACAAAAAAGGGCCUUGAACAUAUUAUUUUUAUUUUACCAUCUGACUGCCUUGUACAAAUAUGAAUUGCAUCGCAAAAGCGCCCCUUUAAUACGCUUUCAGCUUGUGCACUAAGUAAAUACAGAUGGCAUUGUGUUAUCCUUGUUGGCCGGCGUACAAAGACACUAUUUGAAAUGAACAGGGUACGAGAUAUGCACUGUAAACCCAAAUGUUUAAAGUAAUUAAAUAGUUUAAGUGCUUCAUUUUACAUAUUCUUUUUUAACUAACUUUCAUAUUUUGUGUUCCUGUAACUAAUUCUAACUGGAGUUAGUUUAACUUAAUUUAAACAAGUUAAUUCAAGACAAUUAGUGAUUUUCAGUUCCCAGCAUGCUUUGCGUGAAAUUAAUUUUGAAAUCAAGAGUUAUUUUAUAGGUUUUUAGACAGGAAAAAGCAUUUUUAAUGAUGAAUGUUCAUUUAUCUUGGAUAUUUAGA
Triplophysa dalaica is the source of this 2964-nucleotide messenger RNA. RefSeq names its product DIRAS family, GTP-binding RAS-like 1b (gene diras1b). Gene Ontology annotation, molecular function: GTP binding; GTPase activity; GDP binding. Lineage: Eukaryota; Metazoa; Chordata; Actinopteri; Cypriniformes; Nemacheilidae. Gene Ontology annotation, cellular component: plasma membrane. Bases 197 to 793 code for a protein of 198 amino acids. The transcript has 2 exons. The record is from RefSeq and is a predicted model, not a curated record. Gene Ontology annotation, biological process: signal transduction.